GUUAUAUUAAUUAAGUAACAAUUAUAAUGAAGAUCUGGACCUCAGAGCAUAUUUUUUCCCAUCCAUGGGAUACCGUAGUUCAAGCCGUUUGGCGCAAAUACCCGAACCCAAUGAAUCCAGCGGUGGUCGGCAUUGAUGUUAUUGAUCGUCAGGUAGAGUCAAGUGGUGUAAUGAUAACCCAUAGACUGAUCAGCUGUGAGUGGGGUCUUCCCAAUUGGGCUCAAAGAAUAUUAGGCAAAGACAAGACCUGUUAUGCCAGUGAACACAGCGAAGUUGAUCCAUAUAACAGAACUAUGACUUUACAAUCAAAAAAUUUAUCAUUUUGUAACGAGUUAUCCAUUAUGGAGAAGUUGACAUAUAGUCCACACCCGAGUCAACCUAACAGUACAUUAUUAAAACAAGAAGCGGUGAUCACUGUUCACGGCAUUCCUCUUAGCAGUUAUUUUGAAGACUUUGUGUCCAGAAAUAUAUCAUCCAAUGCUAAUAAGGGACGGCAGGCCAUGGAAUGGGUUAUUAGUAAAAUUAAUUGUGAAGUUCAAGAAUUGACACAAAAGACUGUUAAAAGUGUUGAUGAGUUAACAGUUAAUGCAAAACGUUGUAUAAGUGAUGAAUUUGUUACCAAUACUCACACCAACUAUCACUUUCAAGGAACAAAAUAAUUGUUACUUACUCUAGGAAUUAAUUUUUAAAUUAACAAUUGAUAAUAAAUAAUAAUAAUAAUAAUAGUAAUUAAGAAAUUUUCACUCAUUUAUAUAAACAUACCGUAUAUCAAAAUUUAGGCUAAUCUACAAAUCAAUGACAAUUCAGUUUUAAAUCCUAUUUUAUCAAUAGGUGAUACCAUUGAGUGUACCUCUAUUUACCAGAGGAUAUAUUUUAUAACAAAAUUGAAAAUAUAAUUUAAUUGAUGUUUUAUUAGUUUGUUUACUUUAA
This is a messenger RNA of Oppia nitens, 930 nucleotides long. It is a transcript of the gene slmo, whose product is annotated as PRELI domain containing protein 3B-like. The transcript has 4 exons. The coding region runs from base 27 to 659 and encodes 210 amino acids. Gene Ontology annotation, cellular component: mitochondrial intermembrane space. Gene Ontology annotation, molecular function: phosphatidic acid transfer activity. Gene Ontology annotation, biological process: phospholipid transport. The record is from RefSeq and is a predicted model, not a curated record. Lineage: Eukaryota; Metazoa; Arthropoda; Arachnida; Sarcoptiformes; Oppiidae.